This is a messenger RNA of Nerophis lumbriciformis (worm pipefish), 3365 nucleotides long. RefSeq names its product enoyl-CoA hydratase EchA19. The record is from RefSeq and is a predicted model, not a curated record. NCBI's taxonomy places the organism in Eukaryota, Metazoa, Chordata, Actinopteri, Syngnathiformes, Syngnathidae. Gene Ontology annotation, molecular function: catalytic activity.
GUUCAUUAUCACAGGAAGUAAUAUUUUACACACAGCUACAGCUUUAGUUUAAUCAUCAAUGUGGGGGAGAGGAAGUCGACAUGAAUGACGUUGUUUAUUAUUUUUUUUUUUUAAAUGUAUCGACUUUUUUCAGACGAUUUCUGGAUUGCCGGCAAACCAUACAUGUGUGCUCGGAACUUUAUGUUUAGUUUUCAUUUCUAUAGGGAAGUAAUAAUGUGUUGCACACAAACAGCUGAAGAUUAUUUAGUUUAAUCAUCCACAUGUGAGACGCUUAAUCAACACGAAGGACGUUUUUCUUAUUUAUUUAAAAAUACAUUUAAAUUUGCGUUUGUUUUUCAUGACUUCAACAACAAUGUAUCUUCAAUUUUUUCGAACUUUUUCUGGAGUAACAGCAAAGACACAUUUGGCGCCAGUAAGGUCUUUCUGCGCCUCAAAACAAGGUGAGGGGCAGGUCGUGGUUUCGGAGCGAAUGGCCUCUGUGGUAAGCGUGGCAAUAAACCGCCCUGAGGUGCGUAACGCGGUCAACCAGGAGACAGCGAUGCGUCUGCUGGAGGAGCUGGAGGCCUUUGAGCAAGAUCCAGCCUUGAAUGUGGCUGUCCUGCACGGGAUAGGAGGGAACUUCUGUGCUGGUUAUGAUUUAAAGGAGCUGGCCAAUCACACAGCCACGCUCAAAUUGGAGCAAGAUGUCACCAAGGCUCCUGGGCCAAUGGGUCCCUCCCGUUUGGAGUUCUCUAAGCCGUUGAUCGCAGCAGUCAGUGGUUUUGCCGUGGCUGGAGGACUGGAACUGGCCCUGCUGGCCGACCUCAGGGUGAUGGAGGAAAACGCUGUCAUGGGGGUGUUCUGCCGCAGGUUUGGAGUUCCACUGAUCGAUGGAGGUACCGUGAGACUCCCGCGGCUCAUUGGUCUGUCCAGAGCUCUGGACCUGAUUCUGACCGGGCGUCCUAUCGGAGCACAGGAAGCGCUGGCGUAUGGGCUGGCUAACAGAGUUGUCCCUGAUGGCCAAGGAUUACAGGCGGCCCUGCAGCUUGCCGAGCAGAUUAGCUCCUUCCCGCAGCAGUGCAUGAGAUCUGACCGCUCCUCGGCCAUCUACAACUGCUACGACGCAUCCUCCUUCACGCAGGCCAUGCAGUAUGAAAUGGACCACGGAGCGCCAGUCAUUUUGUCUGAAGCCAUCGCUGGGGCAGCUAAAUUCACUACCGGAGCUGGAAGAGGAGGGACUUUUUCAUAAGCUUAUUUAUUUUAUUAUGUGACACACAAAUCAUCUCUUAUUCUAAAGUAGCAGAAAGCUUACCCUUGAUUUUCACAGCAUGCUGCUCGGGAAAUGCCUGUACAUGUUUCUUAAAUUUUGGACGUUCAUAUUUUGCAUGUUCUCAUCCAUUUGUGUCAACGUGUUGAAAUUACGUCUGAAAAUCUUUGACAAGUUGACUUCAUGUCCGUCUCCGCCCAUUAGGACGUGUUAAAUAGUGUUAAAUACGAUCCGCCUUGAAGACGGACAAUUUUAUAUGGAAAAUAAACCAAAUAAUUGAUUUUGUUUGUGCAUGACUUCCUGUCCAACACAAGCAGAUUUGAGCUAAAUUGAACCGCUGUGUUGAAGGGUGACCGUCAAAAAUAGAAGCCUUGCAUAUACUGUAUUUAGUACAGUGACAUUCCGCAGGUGGUGGAAAUGGUCACAUUAGGUUUGGAUGAUAUGGACCAAAACUAAUACCGUGGUAUUUUUAGUCCGAAUGGCGGUAUACGGUAUAUACCUGUAUUUAAAAAAUAAAAUUAAAAUGUGUUUAAGGGUGCCUAAGUGUUUUACGACUGGAUGACCAGUGUUGAGAGUACUCAGAUGAUUUUUGUCGAAAGUAGUAAUGUGUUGUUUAUUCUUAGAGUAAUUAGCUAGCUGUUACUAUGUAAGCAGUUUUCGUUCAUUUGGUUUAUAGCAUCACGCUUGUGCGCGGGGAUAGAUGGAGCUUCUACUCGUUCACUGCGGUGUAAGCAGCUGGCUGUUAAGUUUGAAACUAAUUUUUAGCCACCCAGCUGAGUCCGCCGCCGUGGCAAUGACAUUUCCCAGCCAAUUCGCAUCCUGUGGAAAUCAGGGGUUAGUCUAGGCCAGGCGAUGGUAUUCAUUAGAAUGCCCUAAUUUGUCAUCAUUACUGUAUUGACCCAAAUAUAAGACAACAGUGAUGGUCACUGUGAAUGACAGCUCUGACUUGUUCAGGCAACAAUCUUGGUUGGUUUGUGUAUGCCCUUUAAAUCUCUAGACUCCGAAGAUAAGACAAUUUGACAUCUUUCAGUUUUCUACGGAAAAUACUGUAUACUGUUUUAUAUUUAGGUCAACAGUGACUUUCUGUACUAGUAAUAUGCCAAUGUUAAAGGGGAACUGCACUUAUUUAAAUUUAUUUUGCCUAUCGUUCACAAUCACUAUGAAAGACAUGACAACGGAUGGAUAAAAAAAAAAAGGAUUCUAAAUAAUAAAUAAAUGUAAAUAAAAGUCCGCUUACAGCGAAGCCAAUGGGAGCUACACUAUUCCGCCCAUAAAAUCCGACAAACAUUCAGAAAGCGCCGAUAAUACUCAAUUUACAUUUUGUGACUUAAAUAUUAACCAAGUAUUAGUGAUAUUAUUGUAAAUGCUAAGGCAGACAAACUAUUCUGAGCGGCGUCGUGAUCACUUCCGGGUGUUUCUAUGUUAAAUCAUCGAAUCGUUUGCUGUUUCCUUGGCUCUCUGUAAGUUUAUUCUAUAUCAUAAAUCAUACAACUCACCUGGAAAGUAGAUGGCUGAAGAUAUAAACCGACAAAUUGGGACACUUUGAUAGCCAUUUAGGACCUGGAACUGGCGAGAACGACACGAAAAGCACUUGUUCCCCCACCCCGUUUCUUCGCAAGGAUUAUGAGACAUUCUUCAUCUAAAUGGGAAUAUAUGAACAUUCCAGCAGUCAGCAUCUUAAUGACUGCAGACCUUGCAUGGUAAGUUAUGUUUUAUUAUAUUUUGUUGGCUCUCCUAAAGUCUGCAGGGAGCAGAAAUCAGUGAUGGAAAAAAAAAGCAAACGUCAUGAUGCAUUUUUGUAUGCUUAAAAUGAUCAAAAUACGUAAAUAUUAAAUGUUAUUAUAAAUGUGCCCAUUAUUACAUUCAUACAUACUUACAUCAUGUAUAUAAAACUCUAAUGGAAAAAAAAAAAAAAAAGAAGAGAAUUAUUGAACGGCUCCCAUAGGCUCCAUUGUAAGCUGACUUUUGAUCGCUUUUAUUUAAUAUUUAGAAUGGAUUAAAAAAUACAUCUGUCGUCAUGUCUUUCAUAAUGAUUGCGAACGAUAGGCAAAAUUCCCCAAAAAGUGCAGUUCCCAUUUAAUGUGCCAAAGGGUGAAAAAUAAACUUUAAUUUAAACUGG